Morone saxatilis (striped sea-bass) is the source of this 1545-nucleotide messenger RNA. Its product is annotated as STAM-binding protein-like A. The coding region runs from base 160 to 1470 and encodes 436 amino acids. Gene Ontology annotation, biological process: protein K63-linked deubiquitination. The record is from RefSeq and is a predicted model, not a curated record. Gene Ontology annotation, molecular function: metal-dependent deubiquitinase activity; K63-linked deubiquitinase activity; protein binding. Gene Ontology annotation, cellular component: endosome; cleavage furrow. NCBI's taxonomy places the organism in Eukaryota, Metazoa, Chordata, Actinopteri, Moronidae. The transcript has 10 exons.
AGUUGUUUUGAUUGCGGAAGUGUGCAGAUGCUGUAGGCGCAGCCCACUGAAGCGAUCUGUUUAGGACUCUGUAAUUUGAACGCAUUUUGAUCUGUCUGUAUGUAGGCUUCUGGGAGCUGCAGGGUACAUAUCGAUCAGCGUUCCAGCUUGAGCUGUGUCAUGAUGGCGGACCACAAUGACAUCAGUCUGCAGCCGGAGGAGCGAGUCCGCGCUCUGACCAAGAAGGGAAGCUCAGUGGAAGUGAACGAGGAUGUGCCCCCGCGCCGCUACUUCCGCUCCGGCAUGGAGAUGAUCCGCAUGGCUAACAUCUACACAGAGGAGGGCAACAUUGAGCACGCCUUCGUCCUUUACAAUAAAUAUAUCACGCUCUUUAUAGAAAAACUUCCCAAGCAUCGGGAUUACAAGACCGCUAACAUUCCUGAGAAGAAGGACACACUAAAAAAACUGAAGGAUGUAGCAUUUCCUCAAGCAGAGAUUCUGAAAAAAGCUCUUUUGAGGAGAUUUGACCAAGAGUAUGCACAGUAUCUUGUCAAAAAGAAAGUGGAGGAGGAGGCCAUGGCGCGGGAGCAGUCCAAACAGCGAGCACUGGACGCAGAGCGGGAACGUGUGGCUGAGAUGCAGCGGCGGCAGCGGGAGCAGGAGCAGUUCAGUGCCUUCGAGGAGAUGAUCCGGCGCCAGGAGCUAGAAAAGGAACGGCAGCGAGUGCUCCUGGAGUUUGCCACGCCCGCCACACCUGCUCCUGACACGCCCCUCAUUCCAGGCAUCCAGGGUCCCUCGAUUGUGUCCCCCACCGCGCCGCAGAGCCCAGGAGACCUUUCCGGCGGCACCAACCACCAAUACAAUCGCCCUCCUGCGACCAUCGGCGCACCUGGCACCGGCCUGCCCGGCUUUGACCGGUCACUAAAGCCCGGGUCUCUGGUCAGCCCAGGGAACAACAAUACAAUGGUGGAUGCCCUUCGGCAGUUGGCUGUUCCUGCUGAGCUGUGCCGAAGCUUUCUAAAGUUGGCCGAGGCCAACACAACCCGAGCUGUAGAAACUUGUGGCAUCCUGUGUGGCAAACUGACCAGAAAUGCAUUUACCGUGACCCACGUCAUCGUACCAAAGCAGUGUGGCGGACCGGACUAUUGUGACACAGAAAAUGAGGAGGAACUCUUCCUCAUACAGGACCAGUACGAUCUCAUCACCCUGGGCUGGAUACAUACUCAUCCCACACAGACGGCCUUCCUGUCCAGCGUCGACCUCCACACACACUGCUCCUACCAGAUGAUGAUGCCAGAGGCCAUUGCUAUCGUCUGCUCGCCUAAGUUUAAUGAAAUUGGCUACUUCAAGUUGACGGAUCGAGGAACAGAGGAGAUCUCCACAUGUAAACAGAAAGGCUUUCACCCUCACAGCAAAGAACCCCCUCUAUUUACACACGCAGGACAUGUCACCAUCACCGAUGACACUGUGUCCAUGGUGGAUUUGCGGUGAUUUUCCUCCCCCUUUUUCACCAGAACACUUAGACAGUUUUAUCAAACUGGAGACAUUUUACUGAAAAAAAAAAAA